Tripterygium wilfordii is the source of this 1457-nucleotide messenger RNA. Its product is annotated as ethylene-responsive transcription factor-like protein At4g13040. Lineage: Eukaryota; Viridiplantae; Streptophyta; Magnoliopsida; Celastrales; Celastraceae. The record is from RefSeq and is a predicted model, not a curated record. Gene Ontology annotation, biological process: regulation of DNA-templated transcription. The transcript is spliced from 8 exons. Gene Ontology annotation, molecular function: DNA binding; DNA-binding transcription factor activity. Bases 429 to 1139 code for a protein of 236 amino acids.
ACAACAACAAAAACACCCUCUCUCUCUCCCUCUCUAAACUCACCACCCUCCCUCAUCAUCAGCACCCUCCCCCACUUCCCUCAUAUAAAAACAAAAGGUGGUAGAUGCAUGAGCCAAGCCUUUCGUCUUUCUCUAUCUACAAAGGAGCGUUCACCACCUUCCCUGUCCUAAAUCCUGACCCGUAUUUGUCUUAUUUUACCAGAUUUCACUUGUACAAUCUAUCUAACUGAGUGUCCUUUGUGUUCAAGGUCCUUCAACUACCACCUCCUCGCCGUCCGAGUCUUUACUCCUCUCCUGGGUCGUUGGCCAUUAAAUUUAGUUGUCCGGGAAUUCGACCUGUAAUGGAGUACUUAAGGAAGAGUAAGGUGGUAAAUGUUGCAAUUUGUCGACUAAACCAUUGUGCGUCAAGAGGAGGAUAGGUUUCCACCAUGGUGAGCUUACGAAGGCGUAGACUCUUGGGACUCUGCUCGGGGAGAAAUUCUUUCCUGUCACCUUUAACUAGGUUUUUUGGUAAUGGAAGUUAUACUGAAAGUCCUAUCCAGCAUUCGAGAUCCAUUAGUGUGCAUCCUCUGCCAUUUGGUGAUGUCACCCAGCCACGGGGGAAAACUAGUCUCAGCUUAGGACCUGGAUCAUCAGAUACACUUGGUUCUACCUCACCAAAAGAACUCCACAAUGAACAAUAUUCAGAGCAACCAAUCAAACGCAGGAAGCGACACCGGAGGAAGCAUGUGCAAAACCAAGAACCAUGUGUAAUGAGAGGCGUGUAUUUCAAGAAUAUGAAGUGGCAGGCAGCUAUAAAAGUUGAUAAGAAACAAAUCCACUUGGGGACUGUAGGUUCGCAAGAAGAGGCUGCCCAUCUGUAUGACAGAGCUGCUUUCAUGUGUGGGAGGGAACCCAACUUUGAGCUGUCAGAAGAGGAUAAACAAGAACUUAGGAAGUUUGAUUGGGAUGAAUUCUUGGCAUACACUCGCCGUUCCAUUAAUAAUAAAAAGCACAAAAGAAGGCUACUAGGAGCAGGGAUGGAGAAAAAGAGCGAGCCAAGCGAGGUUUCAAUGCAGAGCAGUGACUGGGAUAGCAAACAAGGCGUCAAUGGCUUCUCUGCAUCGGAAGAUGCAGAUCCAGACUCAUCAGUCUCUUAAAAGUUCUGUUGUGCAAAUCAUGGUCUGUUCUACUGGUUCAGCUCUAUGUGGCCUCGUCCCAGUUUUUGGUGCACAACGGCCACAGUAUGAAGCAAAUGAUGGAACAUUUAGUUAUCGCUAGCAAGUCCAUAUCGAAUAAGCGAUUCAAAUUUAUAUGCAUCAUAACCAAUACAAUUUCUGCAUCAUAACCAAUACAAUUUCAUUCUUGGGACGGAUUAAAGGAUGCAAAGCUUUUGUGCAUCUAAUCUCCUGGGCCACAAACUGCUUUGGAAACUUUGUUCCCAGGUUACUAUGAAGAGAAGUAUGAGUGGUUAUUUA